This is a messenger RNA of Arachis duranensis, 700 nucleotides long. Its product is annotated as small RNA-binding protein 11, chloroplastic. The record is from RefSeq and is a predicted model, not a curated record. The transcript has 4 exons. NCBI's taxonomy places the organism in Eukaryota, Viridiplantae, Streptophyta, Magnoliopsida, Fabales, Fabaceae. Bases 58 to 450 code for a protein of 130 amino acids. Gene Ontology annotation, molecular function: RNA binding.
GAGCUUGGAAAUUGGUCGGCGCUGCUUCCAUUAUUGUGUGUUGGAAGCUCCAACUCGAUGGCGGCUUUUCGGAGAAUGAUUAGCUUCGGAUCGAACAGAACUUUGACUCCACCCUCUCUUCUCACUUUCCGCAGAGGAAUCGCUUUCAAGCUCUUCGUUGGAGGAUUGUCUGUGCACACGACGGAGAAAGGAUUGACAGAUGCUUUCUCUGAUUGCGGACAAGUAAUUGAAGCUAAAAUUAUAACAGACAGGGUAUCGGAGAGAUCUAAAGGGUUUGGGUUCGUCACCUUUGCUUCACGGGUUGAGGCUGCGAAUGCCAUUUCACAGAUGAAUGGGAAGGCACUAAAUGGCCGCGAUAUCUUUGUUGAUUAUGCGAAACCAACUUAUUUCAAGAGUACUGGAAUGCCCAUUGCAAGAGGACCCCCUGAACUCCCCACAGUUGAUAGUUGAUUUUCCAUAUGAGAUAUUGUAUUUGAUGCAGCUGAAUUGCCCACAAUAUUUUGCAGACCAUGUAGGUAGCAUAUGCAGAACUGAGUAUCUUUUAGGAUCAUGGAUGCACACAAUUACAACAAUUACAAGAAUUGCUCAGCAGAACAAAGUAAUAGGUGAAGGAUUUAUGUAAUAGAAUACUGGCGUUUGGAGAAUUUUUUGGCCGUUUUCUGUGUAGUAUACUGGCAGAGUAGCGUGGAUUUGCACGGUA